UAUAGUCAAGAAUACCUUAUUACGAGUUCGUAUGUUAAUGAUUUAUGAUUCUGAAGGGGCCGGUAAAUUUAAAGAUGGCGGUUCACUCGUUUUUCGGAAGUGUUGAAGUAAUAACAACAACACGUUGUUUUGUUGUGAAUGUAACAUAUAUGCGAAAGAAACAUUUUAAGGAUUUAUUAUUGAUAAUAAAUUAAAUUUAUAAUUUAAAUAUUUAAUUCGAUAAGUUUUCAAUUAGUAUAAAGGGUAUUUAUGAUGGCUUCAAGUAAAAGUACAAGAGAAGUACUUCUAUCGAUAAUUGAUGAUAUUGAAUUAAUAGCAAAGGAAAUGAUAGAAAAUAUAAUAGCUCCAAAACCAAUGAAAUUAUCCAGCGUGGAACAUAUGCAGUUAACAGAAUUAUUAGUUGCCAAAGAUAAAGAAUUGAAAGGUACUUUAAAGCAAGCUGCCGAGCAAGCAAAAAUCAAUUUAAAAAUGGAAGCCUUAAAAGCAGAAGUCGAAAGACAGGAUCAGGACAUUCAACAGUUGCAACGUCAGUUAAAGGAAGCUGAACAAAUAUUAGCUACCGCUAUAUAUCAGGCUAAACAAAAAUUACAAUCUAUUGCACGUGCUAAUAAACGUCCUGUACCUUCAGAAGAACUUAUUAAAUUUGCUCAUAGAAUAAGUGCAUCCAAUGCUAUUUGUGCUCCAUUAACAUGGCAACAAGGAGAUCCUCGAAGACCUUAUCCUACCGAUAUCGAAAUGAGAUUAGGAUGUUUAGGUAGGCUAAGCGACCUUCCUUUAAACGUGCCAGUAUUAGGCUCUCAUCCAGGAAUACCAUCAGAUUUGCACAGAACAGGUCAUCCUGCUGGUGAACCUCCGGUUUCGCAAGCAAAUCAGUUUGCCUGGCAUCCAUCAGGAGAAAUCCACAUGUCUGUGGGUGGACAAGGGAGUGUAGCUAUGAAUACUCACAAACAAGAAACGGAAGAUGUCGAAGUUAUGUCGACAGAUUCGUCAAGUAGCUCAUCUAGCGAUUCCCAAUAGACUGAUGUAAACAUUACAUUAUAAUCAAUAUAGUGUACGUGAUAUGAAAUUUAUUUAUGAUUAUUUUUAUUUACGAUAUUA
Molecule: messenger RNA, 1098 nt
Organism: Polistes dominula (European paper wasp)
Lineage: Eukaryota; Metazoa; Arthropoda; Insecta; Hymenoptera; Vespidae
Gene: MED4
Product: mediator complex subunit 4
Biological process (GO): regulation of transcription by RNA polymerase II
Cellular component (GO): mediator complex; core mediator complex
Molecular function (GO): transcription coregulator activity
Source: RefSeq, a predicted model, not a curated record